UCCUUUUUUCACACUGAAUUUCAUUUUGUUUUCUCUCGGAAAUUCAGAGGAAGAAACGUUAAAAUUGUAAAAACAUUGCAAAAUAGAAAAAAGUGCGUUGGCGUUGAGUCGUUCCCCGAAAUUCACAGAACUCAGAGACUCACUACACAGUCUCUUCGUAUCAGAUCCGAAUCUCUCUUCGCUUUCUUCACCGUUUCUUCGAUUCGGAUCUCCGAUUCCGACGACUCGAUUCACCGAUUCAUUCCCUCCGCAAUUGGAUCCGAUUAACCUUCCCGCCGAACACAACCACCAAUCAUGAAUCCUUUCUCUUCAGGGACGCGUUUGAGGGACAUGAUUCGGGCCAUACGUGCUUGCAAGACUGCAGCAGAAGAGCGUGGUGUUGUAAGAAAAGAAUGUGCAGCCAUCCGUGCUUCAAUAAAUGAAAAUGAUCAAGAUUAUAGGCACAGGAAUAUGGCUAAGCUUAUGUUCAUCCACAUGCUUGGAUACCCGACACAUUUUGGUCAAAUGGAGUGCCUCAAGUUGAUCGCGUCUCCUGGAUUUCCGGAAAAGAGAAUAGGUUAUCUUGGCCUCAUGUUACUUCUUGAUGAAAGACAAGAAGUUCUAAUGUUGGUCACCAAUUCUUUGAAACAAGAUCUUAAUCACACAAAUCAGUAUAUAGUGGGACUUGCACUCUGUGCUUUAGGAAACAUUUGUUCAGCAGAAAUGGCUCGUGAUCUUGCACCAGAGGUUGAGAGAUUGCUACAAUUUCGUGACCCCAAUAUUCGGAAGAAGGCAGCAUUAUGCUCUAUAAGGAUCAUAAGGAAAGUUCCAGAUUUGGCAGAAAAUUUUAUCAAUCCUGCUACUUCCUUACUUAGGGAGAAACACCAUGGAGUUUUGAUCACUGGGGUUCAGCUUUGUACAGAUUUGUGUAAAACUAGCACUGAAGCUCUUGAACAUAUUAGGAAGAAAUGCACAGAUGGUUUGGUCAGAACUCUCAAAGAUCUUGCGAACAGUCCUUAUUCACCAGAGUAUGAUAUUGCUGGCAUCACAGAUCCAUUUCUCCAUAUUAGGUUGCUUAAACUUUUGAGAGUGUUGGGUGAAGGUGAUGUAGAUGCUAGUGACUCUAUGAAUGACAUACUUGCCCAGGUGGCUACAAAAACCGAGUCAAAUAAAGUUGCAGGGAAUGCCAUUUUAUAUGAAUGUGUUCAAACAAUAAUGAGCAUUGAAGAUAACGGUGGCUUACGCGUACUUGCCAUCAAUAUCCUUGGAAGAUUCUUGUCAAACCGUGACAAUAAUAUCAGAUACGUGGCAUUAAACAUGCUUAUGAAGGCUGUAACUGCUGAUGCUCAGGCAGUACAGAGGCACCGUGUGACAAUUCUAGAAUGUGUAAAGGAUUUAGAUGCUUCAAUUCGAAAAAGAGCCCUUGAACUUGUUUAUGUUCUGGUGAAUGAAACUAAUGUGAAACCAUUAGUGAAAGAGCUUGUAGAUUAUCUUGAAGUCAGUGAUCUUGAUUUCAGAGGGGACCUUACUACCAAAAUUUGCUCUAUAGUUGCAAAGUUUUCGCCCGAGAAGAUCUGGUACAUUGAUCAGAUGCUAAAGGUUCUGUCUGAGGCUGGAAAUUUUGUAAACGAUGAAGUGUGGUAUGCCUUAAUUGUUGUGAUAAGCAAUGCUUCUGAGCUUCAUGGAUAUACAGUAAGAGCAUUAUACAGAGCAUUUCAAACAUCUGCUGAACAGGAGACUCUAGUUCGAGUUACAGUGUGGUGCAUUGGGGAAUAUGGUGACAUGUUAGUCAAUAAUGUUGGAAUGCUUGACAUAGAAGAUCCAAUAACGGUGACUGAGUCAGAUGCAGUGGAUGUUGUAGAGAUUGCUAUAAAACGUCAUGCAUCAGAUCUUACCACCAAAGCAAUGGCUUUGGUUGCCUUAUUAAAGCUCUCCUCACGUUUCCCUUCUUGUUCAAAGAGGAUCGAGGAAAUUAUUGUACAGCUCAAAGGAAACCUUGAGCUAGAAUUGCAGCAGAGAGCUAUUGAAUUCAAUUCGGUUAUUGCUAAGCAUCAAAAUAUUAGAUCAACUCUUGUAGAGAGAAUGCCGGUUUUGGACGAGGCUACUUUCAUAGGUAGGAGGGCUGGGUCUUUGCCAGGUGCCACUUCUACAGCAACUGCACCUUCAGUUAAUCUCGCGAAUGGGGUAGCCAAACCUGCAGCUCCUCUUGUAGAUCUACUUGAUCUAAGUUCAGAUGAUGUUCCAGUACCUAGCUCUUCUGGCGGCGAUUUUCUUCAUGACCUUCUCGGUGUCGAUCUAUCACCAGCAUCACAACAAUCCGGUACGGGCCAAGCAUCAAAAAGUGGCACAGAUGUUCUUUUGGAUCUUUUGUCUAUUGGAUCACCUUCUACCCAGGGCAACUCACCUGGAGUAGACAUCUUAUCCUCAAAUAUUAGUAACAAAGCAUCCAUUUCACCAUUGGAUGAUCUCUCACCACUUUCACUUUCUUCAAGAGCUACUUCAAAUGCUGGUCCAAUGAUGGAUUUAUUGGGUGGUAUUUCCCCCAGCCCGCCAGCAGAAAACAAUGGACCAGUUUAUCCAUCUGUAACUGCUUUUGAGAGCAGCUCCUUGAGGUUGACAUUCAAUUUCACAAAACAACCAGAAAACCCACAAACAACAGCUAUCCAGGCUACCUUUAUGAAUUUGUCCUCCAAUACAUAUACAGAUUUUGUUUUCCAGGCCGCUGUUCCUAAGUUUCUUCAAUUACACUUAGAUCCUGCUAGUGGCAAUACUCUCCCUGCAGCUGGAAAUGGGUCCAUCACGCAAACUUUGAGAGUUACUAAUAGCCAACAUGGAAAGAAAUCUCUUGUCAUGCGCAUAAGGAUAGCAUACAAGGUCAAUGGCAAGGAUACACUUGAGGAAGGACAAAUCAGUAAUUUUCCUCGUGAUUUAUGAAGCCAAAAAAUGGACAGUGGCCAUUAAGGUGAUGCACAAAACCCAUUGUUUUUUUCCGCAUCCUGUAACACUAGUGCAAUUUUCAUGUUUGACUCCUUCAAAUGAGGAAGGUAUGGUUCGAGCAAAUGGGAUCAUUUUAUAGCUCAAAUUUGAAGUCUAUUAGCAGGCUUCACAUAUAUGCUUUUUUGCUUCUUUAUUUAGGUGGUUUAUGUAUAUUAGUACAAAAUAUUUGUGUAUGAAAAAGGUCAAUCAAAUUUUGCCUCUCAAGGCACUGAGAGUUGUGUCCUGUUGAGAACUUGAGGUGCUUUCUAGCCUAUUUCCUUGGAGAUAGUCAUUCGGUCUUGACUCUUACUGUCUAAAGUUAUAGUGUUGUUGAAUGCAAUUUGGCAUAUUA
Messenger RNA from Vicia villosa (hairy vetch), 3307 nucleotides. RefSeq names its product AP-1 complex subunit gamma-2-like. The record is from RefSeq and is a predicted model, not a curated record. Gene Ontology annotation, biological process: Golgi to vacuole transport; intracellular protein transport; receptor-mediated endocytosis. The transcript has 18 exons. The coding region runs from base 295 to 2913 and encodes 872 amino acids. Lineage: Eukaryota; Viridiplantae; Streptophyta; Magnoliopsida; Fabales; Fabaceae. Gene Ontology annotation, cellular component: AP-1 adaptor complex; Golgi apparatus; membrane coat. Gene Ontology annotation, molecular function: clathrin-cargo adaptor activity.